UUAGGGCCAGGGGCGAUGUGGAGAGACACACAGCCGUGUACUGCGGGGGUGCAGGCGCGGGGACACCGGGGUCACCGCGCACUACCAACCAGGGGCAUCCCGGGGAGACUCACCGUGAACUCCUGGAAGCCGCUGAGGGAGAAUGUGCCCUCCUCGUCCAGCAGCAGCCCGUCCAGCUCCAUCCCUCCGGCUUGCCCCCGAGACAGGGCUACCGGGUCCCGUCCGGUAACCGACGGGUGCCGGUCCUUCUCUGGGAUGCUGGGCGGCUGCACGGCCGAGCCCAAUCUGACCAAGGCGCAGGCCGCGGCAGCCGCUCCCCGGCCGAGCCCUGCCUUCCGCCUUCUCCUUCCGGUGCAAGGCUCCGGGCUCCCCGCUCCCUGCCCGCAUGCGCGCCCGGUCCCGUCACCCCCCUCCCAGCCGCCGCCGCGGGGCGGGCUGCGCAUGCGCGCGGCGCCAGCGGCCGCCGCUCCGGUCCCCCGCAGGCGGUGCCGCCCGCCCCAGCCGGUGCAGCGCUCGCCGCCCCUGGUGACAGCGGCCCCUCCCUCUCCCCCUCCCGCAGCCAUGGCGAGCGGCCGGGCCGAGGAGGCAGCGGCGGCUGCGGCCGAGGAGGAGGAGGAGGAGGCGGCAGCGGCGGCGGCGGCGCGGCUGGCGGCGGCGCUGCGGCAGCGGCUGCGGGGCUGGGAGGCGGCGCUGGCGGCGGCGCAGCGGCUGCUGGUGUGGGAGAGGCCGCUGCACAGCCUGGUCACCGCCGCCGCGCUCGGCGGGGCCCUGUGGUUGUUUUCCUCUACAUCCCUGAGACCCCUCUUUCUCCUCAGCAUGUCUCUUCUUGGCAUCCUCUUGCUGGAGAGGUGGAAGCCCAGGUUCCUGUUUGAUUUCUCAGCACAGCCCUCAGAGGAGCCAGGAGGGGAGAGCGAGGGAGUGACUUCAGGGGCGCAACCUCACCUGCUCAGUGUCCCUGAGCUGUGCCACUGUCUGGCAGAAAGUUGGGUCACCUUCAGACUGUACCUGCAGGAACUGCUACAGUACAAGAGGCAAAAUCCUGCCAAGUUCUGCAUGAGUGUCUGUUCAGGCUGCCUGAUUCUGGCUGUAGUUGGACACUAUGUUCCAGGCAUAAUGAUCUCCUACAUCAUUUUGCUCAGCAUUCUGCUGUGGCCUCUAGUGGUCUACCAUGAGCUGAUCCAGAGGAUGUACACACGUUUGGAGCCUGUCCUGAUGAAACUGGACUACAGUAUGAAGGCUGAGACACUGCACCACAAGCAUGAGAAGAAGAAGCGACAAGGGAAGAGUGAGCCUGCAGCAGGUGAUGAGCCAACAGCAGAGACGGAGAGCGAGAGUGAGGCAGAGCUGUCAGGCUUCUCCCCAGUGGUGGAUGUGAAAAAAACUGCCCUGGCACUGUCAAUCACAGAUUCUGAGCUCUCUGAUGAGGAGGCUUCCAUCCUGGAGAGUGGGGGAUUUUCUGUUUCAAGGGCUACCACCCCACAGCUGACAGAUGUUUCUGAAGACCUGGAUCAACAGAGCCUGCACAGUGAGCCAGAGGAGUCAUUCUCCAAGGAUCUGGCAGAGUUUCCCUCCGUGGAAGAAUAUCAUUCCAGAGACCUGGGACCACAGAGCGAUGAAGAUACCUUUGGCAUGCCUCUGGGUCCUGAGCUUGCUGGCGCUGACCGUGAGCUAGACUCGGUGGAGAAGGAGGCCACGGACUCUGAGCUCUCCAUCCUGCGCCUCGCAUCUCCUCUCCACUUUGUAAAUACGCACUUCAACGGGAGCGGGCAAGUGGCAGGAGGCGACACAGAGCCAAAGACUGGCCCUGCCCCGGGCCUGGGCGUCAGCAUUGACACGCUGAGUGAGGAGAUCGUCACCACUGCCAUUACCACGGCUGUGCAGAAUACCCUCUCUGCCCUGCUGCGGUCCUCGGAGGCCAGUGAGGGACCCUCCCUUUCCGAGUUCCUGCCGACCGAGCCUGAAGAGAAACUGAACUUCCAAGCCCAGCUGUCAGAAAGCGAAGCGGCGGAGACAGAGACAGCAGCACCACCAGAGGAUGAGGAGGAAGCAGAUGACUUUGAGCUACUGGAUCAGGGGGAGCUGGAGCAAAUGGAUGUAGAGCUGGGGCUCAGAGAGGAGCAGGAAGCACAAAAGCCUCCUGCCCCUCCAGCUCCCCCCUCUCCCAUGCUUGCUGAGCUGCCAAAGCAAGGAGAUGAGGAGGAGGCAGUGAUGACAGCAGCACCACUGUCUUAGGUCUUCUUCACGCACCCUCUCUUCCUCCAUCACUGGAAAAAAGGAAGAACUACCGUGGUGACCGUGCAAGUGGGUUUUUAGAUGUUUGUGUUGACUGGGAUGGAAACGCGUCAGUGUUAAUGUGCUGUGUCUGGAAUAACGAGUCCUUCCCAUCCUUCUAGAGCCCGGCCUCCGCUGGCUGCCUGGCAGCCGCCCCUGCCCUGCGGCUGGGGAGGAGCCUGGCUCCUAGAAGCCUUACACCACGAUCCAAACACCGACCCCGGCAAAUGCUUCCUAGUAGUGGUGCCGUAUUUUGGUCUGUCUUCUGUUUGUCUUUCGUUUUGCACGCAAGAGUACCAAGCUAGCUGUAGCUGCUGCUGCUGCCCACGCCCCCAGUAGGACAUAUGCAAUCUUAUUUUAUUGGGUUUUUAAAUGGCUACAAGUGUAAAUAAUUUUAACUUUCCUUGGUUUUGUUGGGAGGGAGAGAGGGAGGGAGGGAGAGAAGGGGUGCACUGACAAACACGGCUCUCAGGGGCAAGGGGAAGGGCUGUUUGGAGGGGAGGGUUGGCAGCAGGGGCGAAAGAGGCAGGUGGGCUCUGUGAAGAGACCCCCGUACGCCAGCCCUUGUCAUCGUCCGUGUAACUGCUUGAACAGGCUCUGGGGUGGUGUUUCCCCUGUCCGGUUUGAGUUCUGCUGUUGGGUGGCUGUGGAGAUUUUUGCAAUGAAUGAAACUCGCUCCUGGCCCUGC
Molecule: messenger RNA, 2959 nt
Organism: Pogoniulus pusillus (Red-fronted tinkerbird)
Lineage: Eukaryota; Metazoa; Chordata; Aves; Piciformes; Lybiidae
Gene: RETREG2
Product: reticulophagy regulator family member 2
Exons: 9
Coding region: 16-2232 (738 amino acids)
Cellular component (GO): membrane
Source: RefSeq, a predicted model, not a curated record